CAAAGCUCACGACUCCAACCACUAGAAAACGCCCUUUCUUACGGUGCUCCCGGGCCAAAUCACUCGAUCAGGCUCGCUCAGCAGCUGGCCGGCGCGGCGCGGCACGCACGCGCUUCGACGCGGUCGCCGAGCUAGCCCCGCGCUGAUAAGAACGCCGGGGCCCGUGUUCCGUUCGCUUGCUCUCCCUGUCUCUCGCCACAACGCUCGCGCACCAACGAGAGACGAUAUACGUGCGCGACGCUGCUAGCUUGCGCGCUCGCGGGGUUCGGUGAUUGGUUUGCUCGAGAAAGAAGAGAGAGAAAGAGAGAGAGAGAGAGAGAGAGCUAUCGUCGGCGUACUACUACGCGGUUGGGUAGGAGAUGGCGGGGGGAGGGAGCGAGCGGGACCUGCCGUAUACGCCGACGUGGGCAGUGGCGCUCGUGUGCACCGUCAUCGUGCUCGUCUCCGUCGCCAUGGAGCACGGCCUCCACAAACUCGGCCAUUGGUUCCAUACGCGGCAGAAGAAGGCUAUGUGUGAGGCGCUCGAGAAGAUCAAAGCAGAAUUGAUGCUGAUGGGCUUCAUAUCCCUGCUCCUCGCCGUGGGUCAAACGCCCAUCUCCAAGAUAUGUAUCCCUGCCAAGGCUGGCAGCGUCAUGCUACCGUGCAAACCGAAGAAGGACGGCGAUAGCGACAGCGACGGCGAUGGCCACCGGAGGCUACUCUGGUACCCUGGAGAAGAGGUCAAUCAUCGUCGAUUCUUGGCCGCCGCGGCUACGGACGACUACUGCGAUAAAAAAGGCAUGGUGCCCCUGAUCUCGGGGAAAGGUGUUCACGAGCUGCAUAUAUUCAUCUUUGUGCUCGCUGUGUUCCAUGUCGUUUACAGCGUAGCGACAAUGGCUUUAGGGCGUCUGAAAAUGAAGAAAUGGAAGAAAUGGGAAUCAGAGACGACCUCACUGGAAUAUCAGUUCGCAAACGAUCCUUCACGAUUCCGAUUCACCCAUCAAACAUCGUUCGUGAAGCGGCAUCUGGGCCUCUCAAGCACCCCUGGAGUCAGAUGGAUAGUGGCAUUCUUCAGGCAAUUCUUUGGGUCUGUCACCAAGGUGGACUACCUGACCAUGCGGCAAGGCUUCAUCAACGCGCAUUUGUCGCCCAAUAGUAAAUUCGAUUUCCACAAGUACAUCAAGCGGUCGUUGGAGGACGACUUCAAAGUCGUCGUUGGCAUCAGCCUCCCGCUGUGGUUUGUUGCCAUCUUUAUACUAUUCCUCGAUAUACACGGACUUGGCACGCUCAUUUGGAUCUCUUUUGUUCCACUCGUUAUCCUCUUGCUAGUUGGAACCAAGCUAGAGAUUGUCAUCAUGGAGAUGGCCAAAGAAAUACAGGACAAGACGACUGUAAUCAAGGGGGCACCUGUUGUUGAGCCAAGCAACAAAUUCUUCUGGUUCAACCGGCCUGAGUGGGUCCUGUUUCUCAUACACUUGACACUCUUCCAGAAUGCAUUCCAGAUGGCACAUUUCGUUUGGGCAUUGCUCACCCCUGGCUUGAAAGAAUGCUACCACGAAAACUUGGCCCUGAGCAUCAUGAAAGUUGUGGUGGGGCUGGCUCUUCAGGUCCUCUGCAGCUACAUCACCUUCCCGCUCUAUGCGCUCGUCGCACAGAUGGGCUCGCACAUGAAGAAGACCAUCUUCCAGGAGCAGACCGCUAAGGCGGUGAUGAAAUGGCGGAACACGGCCAAGGAGAGGGUAAGGCAACGGGACGCAGGGUUCGACGGGUUGGUGAGCGGCGACACGACGCCGACGUCGCCAAGCCGAGGCAACUCGCCGGUGCACCUGCUCCACAAGCACAGGGGGAGGUCGGAGGAUCCCUGGAGCGCCCCGACUUCGCCGAGGCGGGAGCAGGAGCUCGGGGACAUGUACCCGGUGGCCGAGCAGCAUGGACUGCACAGGCUAGACCCUGAGAGGAGGAGGGCGGCCUCGUCGACGGCAGUGGACAUCGAUAUUGCCGACUCUGAUUUUUCGUUCAGCGUUCAACGGUGAUGGGAAUGGGACAAGUUUCUGUAACAUGUUUCCUUUUUCUGUAUAGCAAGCACAGGAGGAAAUAUUGACACAUUAGGGAAGUUUCGUUUAUUCAAAUAAUAAUAAUAAUAAAGUGGAUAAGUUUGUGCAA
Phragmites australis (common reed) is the source of this 2142-nucleotide messenger RNA. Its product is annotated as MLO protein homolog 1-like. Gene Ontology annotation, biological process: defense response. Lineage: Eukaryota; Viridiplantae; Streptophyta; Magnoliopsida; Poales; Poaceae. The record is from RefSeq and is a predicted model, not a curated record. The transcript has 14 exons. The coding region runs from base 360 to 2012 and encodes 550 amino acids. Gene Ontology annotation, cellular component: membrane.